Messenger RNA from Oppia nitens, 973 nucleotides. RefSeq lists its product as uncharacterized. Lineage: Eukaryota; Metazoa; Arthropoda; Arachnida; Sarcoptiformes; Oppiidae. Bases 353 to 865 code for a protein of 170 amino acids. The record is from RefSeq and is a predicted model, not a curated record. The transcript has a single exon.
GAUCUUAAUUCUGAUGUCUUGUUUCCGCACGAGUCUUGUGUACCAACAAUGUCUGUGUCCAUCAAUUAUGUCUUAAACAUCAAACAAAUUGUUAACACAUUUGUUCACAAAUUCAAGAUAUUAUUCAAUUCGUUAUUUGUGUCCAUAAUGUGAACGCAUAUCAAGUGAUGCAACGUUUGACACAAUAAUUGUCAUCAAAUAUCCGUUGAUUUGUUGAUUAGAUACUAAUUCAAGUCGUUUGAUGAUCUGAUCCAUUAUUAAGUCAUUUGAUGAUCUGAUCAAUUGUCAAGUCGUUUGAUGAUCUGAUCCAUUGUUAAGUCAUUUGAUGAUUUGAUCCAUUUUCAAGUCAUUGAUGGCAACAUUUACUCGAUUUAAGGAUGAAUGGACUGUAUGUCCAUUUAAUGUCAACCACAAGAUCGCCACAAGAAAUAUCAUCAAACAUACGAUUGAAUGCGAGAAGAAAGUCAAUCUCAACAACUACUCCGUCUGUAUAUACAAUGUAUCACAUCGUAUGGAUAGACAUGACUUCGCUGCACAUAUCAAGUCGUGUCCCGACGGAAGACAACAUAUGAGAGAUCAAGAGAUUUACGACAACCAAUGGAAGGGAUAUACAGCUACUGGUGUUAUCUUUGAUGAUAAACCAAAUCAAUUAAAUAAUCAACAAUUUGGAUCAAUCAGUGCACACAAUUCUCAAGAGAUUACUGAAGAUGAAUGGAGUAAUGAUAACAAUACUGAUUACGAUAUUAAUGACAAUAACACCACAAAACAAUCGGAUGACAACAAAGUAAUGAAUCUAAAGCUAACCAAAAAUCAAAAGAAACGAAACAAACGAAAGGCAGCCAAAGCUAAAAGUAUUUGGGAUUAAACUAAUCACUGAUUAUAUUAAAUGCGAUUUCAUUUCAUUAAAUUAGUUUAAUUGUAAAUAACUUUAUUCACAAUAAGUUUUAUUGUAUAAUAAAUGAUAAAAAGGUAU